AUGAGUGACCCUCGGAUCCCCAAGCUCUAUCACCGCAGCACUCCUCACUGGAUGCAAGAACAGCGCGACUCCUUCUGGUCGCUGAAUGAGGGCAAAGUAGCCCCAUUCAAUACGCGGCCAGACAAGCUGGAAGCGCGUGCCGAAGAGUCUCUGUCCAUCAAUGGACGAUUGUAUGCUCAGAGCAAUGCUGGCAACAGCUGGACUCACCUGGCCAACCGGCAGGCCUUUUUCCGGCACCGACUAAUUCCGCAUCAGCUCGUCGAUGUCAACGAGCGAGACACUACCACGACAUUGUUUGGCCACAAGGUCUCUGCCCCAAUUGGAUUUGCCCCCAUCGGCAUCAACAAGAUCUACCAUCCCAAGGGCGAGCUCCCCGUUGCAAAAGUCGCGGGCCAACUUCGCUUGCCCUAUGCCCUCAGCACGGCCGGAUCGAGCACGAUCGAAGAUGUUGCUGCCUCCAACGACGCCGGUCGCCAAAUGCCCGACGCAGUCCACGUCGAAGGCGCAGACAACGAUUCCCCCGUCCGAUUUUUCCAACUCUAUCUGCCCCAUGACGACGAGCUGGCUGUCUCCCUGCUGAAGAGAGCAGUCGACAAUGGCUAUACGGCAUGUAUCCUCACGACCGACACCUGGCAACUGGGCUGGCGCCAUGACGAUGUCGCAACCUCCAAUUACGCCUUCUACCGCGGCAUCGGGGCGGACCUAGGACUCGCAGACCCGGUAUUCCAGAAACGCAUGGAAGAGGCCGGGAUCGACCCGAAGAAGCAACCCGAGGAGGCUGGUGCAAUGUGGAUCGACAAUGUCUGGCACGGACGCGCCUUCAGCUGGGAGAAGAUCCCUUGGUUGAUCAAGACGUGGAAGGAGUUGAGUGGCGGAAAGCCGUUUUGUAUCAAAGGCAUCCAAUCCGUCGCCGAUGCCCAACACUGCGUGGACUUGGGUGUGGACGGUAUCGUUGUUUCCAACCAUGCGGGCCGCCAAGUGGACGGGGCAAUUGCCAGCCUUGACGCGCUCGAGAACAUCAUCAACGCUGGCAUCGGCGAGAAACUGACCGUCAUGUUUGACUCGGGCGUGAGAGGCGCCUCGGAUGUCAUCAAGGCAUUGUGUCUGGGCGCGAAAUUCGUCUGGGUAGGUCGCAUGUGGAUCUAUGGGCUGAGCAUUAUGGGCGAAGAAGGGGUCCGCCACGUCAUGAAAUCUCUCCUCGCUGAAUUCGACAUCUCCAUGCUCACGGCCGGAAUCCGCAAUGUCGGGGAGAUGCAGAAGGACCGUCUCGAAAGCUACCCCAAGGGAUAUACAUUGAUUGCAGAUAAAGCCAAGCUUUAG
Fonsecaea multimorphosa CBS 102226 is the source of this 1320-nucleotide messenger RNA. RefSeq lists its product as uncharacterized. Gene Ontology annotation, molecular function: oxidoreductase activity; FMN binding. The coding region runs from base 1 to 1320 and encodes 439 amino acids. The transcript is spliced from 3 exons. The record is from RefSeq and is a predicted model, not a curated record. NCBI's taxonomy places the organism in Eukaryota, Fungi, Ascomycota, Eurotiomycetes, Chaetothyriales, Herpotrichiellaceae.